AUUAAACGACAUAAAGUAUAGUGUCUGAGAGUAAGACAUUACAACCUGAACUUAGCACAACAAAACAGCGACGGGGAAGAGAGAGACAUACAAAAAUAAUCAAAAACCCAAACACAUCCACAAAUACAAGUUAAACUUAAAAUAUUCAACAACACAACACAAAACCCCGGAAUCAACGCUCUCCAUUUGUCAUAACAAAUCUAAACCACCGAUCCAAUCCAAUCCAACCACGACACAACCUAAAAACACCAACGUUGACAUUGUCUUCCAUUCUUCCGUUUCCAUUUUUUCUGCAGGGUUCUUCCUCAGAUCCCUGCAUUCAAUCACAGGGUUGAAUGUAAAUGAAUGUUGUCGUUCGACUACGGAUUCAUUCGGGGAACGUGAAGGAAUGUCUUGAACUUAAAUGAAGAAAGAACUUGCAUGGCCGCAGUUCAUAAGAAGUCAUUUGAUCAUGGUUGGAUCAAGACCCCGAUCACACUUAAAGAGGCCUAAUUGGAUUGUUGUUUUAGUCUUCAUAGUGUUUUUUUUUCUGAUUGCUGCUUAUAUUUAUCCGCUGUGGAGCCUCUCCUCGACGUGUUCUUUCUUUAACCCUCAAGGUUGUAGUUUUGUUGGUGGUAGUGGUAGUACGUAUAGUCGGCCACCACCUGUACAGACACGGGAAUUCUCGGAUGCAGAAGUUGAAUCUCGGGUUGUUAUUAACGAAAUUCUUAAGUAUUAUCCUGUUCAAACCAAGGUCCCUAAAGUUGCGUUUUUGUUUUUGACUCCGGGUUCAUUACCUUUCGAGAAACUAUGGCACAUGUUCUUCCAGGGCCAUGAAGGCAAAUUCACUGUCUAUGUACAUGCAUCGAAGGAAAAACCGGUACAUGUCAGCUCCUAUUUUGUUGGUCGAGACAUCCACAGUGAACCGGUAACUUGGGGAAAAGUUUCAAUGGUUGAAGCUGAAAGGAGACUUUUGGCAAAUGCGCUUUUAGACCCUGAUAACCAACAUUUCGUCUUGUUGUCUGAUAGUUGUAUUCCGGUGCGCCGCUUUGAUUUUGUGUACAACUACUUGUUAUUAACAAGUGUCAGCUUUAUUGAUAGCUAUGUGGAUCUCGGUCCUCAUGGAAAUGGCAGGUAUAUGGAACGUAUGUUGCCUGAAGUAGAAAAGAAAGAUUUUCGAAAGGGUUCACAGUGGUUCUCCAUGAAACGACAGCAUGCUAUAAUAACUAUGGCAGACAGCCUCUAUUUUACAAAAUUCAAACAUCAUUGCAGGCCGAAUAUGGAGGGAAACCGCAACUGCUAUUCCGAUGAGCAUUACUUGCCAACCUUUUUUAAUAUGAUUGAUCCAGGCGGAAUCGCGAAUUGGUCAGUAACAUAUGUUGACUGGUCUGAAAGAAAAUGGCAUCCUAGGUCAUUCAGGGCUCAAGAUAUUACUUACCAACUCAUGAAAAAAAUAGCAUACAUUGAUGAAAGUCCACAUUAUACAAGUGAUGCAAAGAGAACUGUGGUGAUUACACCUUGUGAAUUAAACGGCUCAAAACGAUCGUGUUAUCUAUUCGCACGGAAGUUUUAUCCAGAAACUCAAGAUAAAUUGAUUAAACUUUUCUCAAACUCUACAACAUUCUAAAGUAUUCAUACAACACUUUAUCAUUCUUUGGCGAGUCAACACCAUGUCGUCCCCGGUACCAUCUUUUGCACAUAUAUAUCUUAUUUCGAGAAGUUCCUGAGGCAGAUGGAUAUAUUUAUUAGGGCAUAGAUCAAAAUUUGCUUUUCUGAGGCUUGAUGGAACUGAUGAGCUUGUCCAUGGUUGGAAAAUUUGUUGUUCCUAUUUUACACUUUGUAUUUGAAACGUCAUAGAUUUCUCGAAAAGGAUGAAAAGUUUUGGUUUCUUUGAUAGGCUAAAGAGGGAGGGAAAAGGCCUGGUCUUGAUUUGACUCUAGAAGCUAACUGUUAUUUAUUAAGGCACAAAUAUUUGGUUUUGUAUGAAGAUUCAUUUAUAAAAACCAUUGUUUUGAGCGU
Messenger RNA from Lathyrus oleraceus (garden pea), 1998 nucleotides. Its product is annotated as glycosyltransferase BC10. The coding region runs from base 404 to 1606 and encodes 400 amino acids. The record is from RefSeq and is a predicted model, not a curated record. Gene Ontology annotation, molecular function: glycosyltransferase activity. Gene Ontology annotation, cellular component: membrane. NCBI's taxonomy places the organism in Eukaryota, Viridiplantae, Streptophyta, Magnoliopsida, Fabales, Fabaceae. The transcript is spliced from 11 exons.